CUUCAUUGCAUUUGUGUAUCUAUUUAGCACAUGACUAUUGUGCAUAAACAUUGGCCGUUAGAAAUUUGACAGAUGGUUAAUUAAAAAUGGAAGGUAUGAUUGAUUUGGAAGAAGAAUCGUUUACAAAUACCAUUGGAGAGGAAUGUCCCAUCGUAGUAGAAAUGGCAUCCUUAGAUAUAAUUGAUGAAUCGCCAAAACCACCACCAACACGCCGCAGCUUACGCAGAAGAAGUGGUAUCUUCGAACAUACAUUAAUUAAAAAAGCAUUAGAAUCAAAUUCAAGUGAACAAUCACCAGCUAGUACAGACACAGAACCACAGAAUAAACGACGCGUUAUUAAACAACCGCGAAAACGUUGCUCCAAAGUUAAUGAUGAUCAAUUAUCCGGUAUUAAAGACUAUUAUUUAUGCAAGAAAUUUAAAAGGAUACCCUCAACUUUUGAAACAAUUUAUGAAGAACCCAAAUUACAGAAAAAUAAAUAUGUAUUUGUCGCAAGUAAAAAAGAGAAACGUAUCUUAUCAUUUGGUAAUAGUUCAACAAUAACAACUGGCAAGGUGAAGAAAAGACGUUUAAAAAUAAAGAAACUAUUGCCUAGUCAAAGUUUUAUGAAACGUGAACGUCUUUCUAUGGAUUAUUUCUUACAAAAAAUAGGAAAUUGUGAUCGACAAAGUACAUCGACUGAUUCCAGCACUUAA
Molecule: messenger RNA, 695 nt
Organism: Chrysoperla carnea
Lineage: Eukaryota; Metazoa; Arthropoda; Insecta; Neuroptera; Chrysopidae
Exons: 2
Coding region: 87-695 (202 amino acids)
Source: RefSeq, a predicted model, not a curated record